Messenger RNA from Doryrhamphus excisus (bluestripe pipefish), 2700 nucleotides. The record is from RefSeq and is a predicted model, not a curated record. Lineage: Eukaryota; Metazoa; Chordata; Actinopteri; Syngnathiformes; Syngnathidae.
CGCGGAACUUGGUGAAAAGAGGGAAAUCCAGACGUACGGAAAACGAAAACGAAAUUAAACAUACAACUACAGCACUAUAUAUUUACAUAUAUAUAGUAUAAAUCUUCCGCUUUGACGAGAUUUAAAUAGAUUUAAGCGUCAUUUACAGAGCCAUGGCUCAGCCAGGGGUCCAACUCCAGCAAACAGAAAUACAGUUCUGGCUGGACAAAGUGGAAUGCUGGGGUGAAGCUGACGCUUGUAAAGAUGCCUGCUUUCACUUGAGCACACUGAGGGAUUUCCUCCAGAGACUUCUUACACACAUCACCAACAUGGGCUCCACGACAGAGACCAUGAAAAACAUGCCUUCUCUUGGCCAGCUUGUGGGCCGUCUCUGUUGGAACCCAGUGGUUACUGCUCAUGAUGAAACCAGAGCGCUGAUCUUCCAGUGUCUGUGGGGACUACACACCGAGCAGCCAGCCAAUGCUUUGGAAAGAAAGGCCAACCAAUGGAUACAGAAGGUCUUGUGCCAACUUGCAACCGAAGACGAUGCAAACCCAUCCAGUCUUUUGUUGAAAGAAUUGUGCCUGUCGCCAACACAGUACCAUCUCCAAGUUCUCAGAAAGAUGGUGGCACAGUUGCAGGAAAACACUGGAAAACCCUGCAGUUUGUUGGGAGGCGCAAAUCAGAGGUGUUCGUGUAGCAGGAUUGCGGCUUGCAUCCCCUUGGUUACCUGCCCUGAAGUUGCUCCUCUCAUUGGAGCUUUACUGCAGAGGCCAUUGAUAUGUGCAGAAUCAGCUCUUACUGAUAGCUUCCAUGGCGCUAUAAGCUCUGCCUAUUCCAGCGGUCGCUUGUCACUAGAGGACCAGGCUGUCGUCACCCUGUGGUAUCGCAACCUGCCCAGCCUGGAGGAAGCGGUGCUCAGUCUGCUGGAGUCAACUGUCCUUGGCAUUCCUGGGACGUCACUGCAGCAGCUCCAGCAGCAAAUAGCACAGUCACUCCUGCCGAAAGCCUGCGCCCAGCACUGCGCCAUCUUUUUGGUGGCAAAUGAUAUCUUCAGAUUCCUCCUGAAGAAGCGAGAGGCUAAUCCAGGCAUCAGGAUUCUCAUCCAAAUGUUUACCAGCCGAUUCUAUCAGGAACUGACACUGUUACAUCCACGGGCCCGUUUACCUUUGAAGGCCUUCUUCCCUCUGUCCCCGAAAAAUCUGCUGCUUCCGCUCUUGACCCAGCCUUCAGAGGUGCCAGGAGAGGCUCGGAGACGUCACCUGAACUGGCUGAGUGGCUCAUUACGGAGACUGACAGAGGAGGAAGAGGAGGCGGGUGCCAGCAGAAGCAUCUUUGAGGCCUGGUUCCUGCUGGUUCAGUGUUCCCAUUGGGUGCAAGCGGCCCUGCAGCUCCUGGUCACCACAGAGCUCCCGGACUUGCACCCCUUGCUGUGGCUGCUGACCUUUUACCACCACCCCACCAAAAGGGGGCACUGCAGGGAUGUACAACUGGUCCACCUUACAGAAGCCCGAGACCACCUGCACCACCUCUUUGUCUCAGCGCCCCCUCCUGCACAUCAACCCCCUCUUCCAGUGGAGCGGCUCCACAGUCUGCUGGCGCUCAUUUCGCCGGGCACUCGGCGGCCAUCGGCGGCGCCGUUAUUGAUUGUCGACCUUGUGGUCAACUUUGCAGUUUUCUCACAACAAUCACUGAGAGUCUCUGCAGAGAUUGUGCACACGGUGGCGGCUCAGGCCGGUCUGGCCAGUGAAGCGGUACAUGUUCUGGACUCUCUGGGGCACCGUCUCAGCGCGGCGAGUUCCCCGUCAAGUGAGGCUGACAGAGCAAGCAUCAGGAUCAAGGAGCUUCACAACACCCUUCGGGACCUCCCUGCAGACUCCCGCCCCUUGCUUUGACCUUUGACGCAGGGACAGCAAGGGAUCUAAAUGACACACAAUUACACACAGACACAGAUGAAGCGUACAAGGACGGUGAAGCAGUGACGGGUCACUGUGGCAACAUUAUCCCUCAUCGAACUACUACCUCACUAUAAUACUGUAUAGUUCUUUCAACACACAUGCUGACAUCUGUCUUUCAAUUAAAUGGUACGCAAAAAACAAUAUCUGGUCAUGAAAUACAUUCUUGGAAUUGAAUAUCUCUUUAAAUUUCCAUCCAUCCAUUUAUUUUCUAUGCUGCUUAUCCUAUGCCCAUAGGGGCCUAUCCCAGCUGACUUUGGGCGAGAGGUACACAAAUGUAGUAUCUUUAAAUAUCUUUGACCCAUUCUGAUUGUACACUUUGUAAGUGCUGUGAUCUUCCAGCGAUUUGAUGGCACAUGGAAAAUUAUAAAGUAUUUCCCUGGAAAAACAACAACAAAAAAUUGUUACAGCAAAAUAAAAGCCUAGACAAGACAAAAAAACUAGAUACUUUUGUAUAAUAGUAUGACAAAAAGUUGCAGAGUAUGAGAAAUAUAUUUCAAUAUUAAAGUCAGUUUUGCCAAUACAGCAUAUUACAACUUUAAUCAUGCAGUAUUGAAAUAUUUUUCUUAUAAUAUUAUGAAUAUAUUCAUUUUCUUCUUUUGGUUUUAUUCUUGUAAUACAUUUUUUUCUCAUAAUGACAUUCAUUCAUUUUCUACCGCUUAUCCUCACGAGGGUCACAGGGUGCUGGAGCCUAUCCCAGCUGAGGUGGGGUACACCCUGGACUGGUCACCAACCAAUCACAGGGCACAUAUAGACAAACAACCAU